UGUUGAGAAGCUGCUGAGAAGAUGUCUGCUGGAGGAGGCUGAGGAGGAGGCUCUCCUCUCCCACCCAGCCUGCAGCGCGCAUCGGCGACGCAACAUGGCCGCGGAGCAGCUCCCCCCGCAGCGCGGAGACGCGCGACCACCCUCCGGUAAAUAACAACAACCCUCCGGUAAAUAAGAACCACCGUCCGGUAAAUAACAACAAACCUCCGGUAAAUAAGAACCAUCCUCCGGGUAAUAAGAACAAACCUUUGAUAAACACGAACUAUCCUCCGGUAAAUAAGAACGGGCACGGGGGGAAACGGUGACGCGCUGCUGAGGAUCACAACAAAGCCACAGAUUAAAUGGCGUUCAUGUCCCGGUUCUCCCGGUCCCGGAGCAGCUCCCGGUCUCCAAACCGAAAGGAGUCGGAGCGCGUGUCCGUGACGGUGUCGGAGCUGGAGCGGCUCCUGUGCACCGGAAAGACCGCCUGCAACCACGCGGACGAAGUGUGGCCGCGGCUCUACAUCGGAGACCAAGACAUCGCGUCAGACCGCGGCGAGUUGGCGAAGCUGGGCAUCACGCACAUCCUGAACUGCGCGCAGAGCAAGUGGCGCGGCGGCGCAGAGUUGUACGCCGGCAUGCGAGUGACGUACCACGGCAUCGAGGCCCACGACUCGCCCUCCUUCGACAUGAGCGUCAACUUCUACCCCGCCUCCGACUUCAUCCACAGGGCCCUGGCAGGCGGAGGGACGGUGCUGGUCCACUGCGCGGUGGGGGUGAGCCGCUCCGCCACGCUGGUUCUGGCCUACCUGAUGAUCCGACAGAACCUGACGCUGGUGGAGGCCAUCAAGACCGUGAAGGACCACCGGGGCGUCAUCCCCAACCGGGGCUUCCUGCGGCAGCUCAACGGCCUGGACGGCAUCCUGAGGGAGAGCCGCAAGGCGUCCCCCCCGAGCUGAAGACCCCCCCCCCCCCGUCACACAUGCCCUCUGAGGUAGCAGCUACACGGGGUAAACUGGGGGAGGUAAUGGGAUCAAGUCACAGCAACUGGUGGGUUUCUGUCACUGUAGCUGGAGGCAGGUUUCACUCAAAUCAAAAGUUUCUUUACAUUUAAAAAGAAAAAAUCGAUUUAUUUUGUUUAUUUAUUUGUCUAUUUAUUCACAUAUCUGUUUCUUUAUCAAGCGAUUAAUCAAUUUAAAAAUAUUUAUUUGAUUAUUUCUAUUAUUUAUUAAUUCAUCGAUCUAUUAUUUAUUAGUAUUUAUAUUAUAAACUAUCAUUUAUAUUUUAGUUAAUCCUUUUUUAUUUAAUUAAGCCAUGUAGUUUGUGUUUGAGCGCCUUAAACCACACAAGUACACGAGGUCUGGACCCCCCAGUACCGCCCUUCAUGACCCUCUUCUACGAGUAUCUUUUCGACCCAAACUUCGGACCAUUCCACGUGGACCCGAUGCUCCACGGAACCAGCAGAGAAGAACCAAGCAGAACAGAACCUUCGGUAGCUGAGCCUCGGCAGAGACCCGCACCACCGAGUCUCCUCAGGGGGGGUCUCUCAGUCCUGGUUCUGGUUCUCGCGGGUCUCCCUACCCUCCAGCGGAUCCAGCAGUACCUCCUCAUCAAUGAGUUAAGGUGAUUUACAGCGUACAGCAUCCAAUAAAAGACCAAAUAAGAGGUUACCAUGGAGACAACAGCACUGCCACUGGCCCCCGUCGUGCUGCCAGUCCUCUUCAGGUCUCCUACCGGACCGCUCUGGGCGGGGGCUCAGCUUUCUUGUGUGGUCCAAACCCUCCCUCAGAAAUAAGACUCUUGCUCAGUGAUUCUCUCUAGUCCCCCCCCCCCCCCCCCCAAUUGUACAUUUUAAGUCUCUGCAGGUCUUCCCUCGACUUACUUUUGUACAUUCAGCAAGUGUCAUUAAGAGCCCAGAACCACCAACGAGGCCCAGGUCUGAAACCAGCACAGCUACGUGUCACCGAUUACUGUAUCACACAUUAUUGUGUUACAG
Molecule: messenger RNA, 1975 nt
Organism: Pungitius pungitius (ninespine stickleback)
Lineage: Eukaryota; Metazoa; Chordata; Actinopteri; Perciformes; Gasterosteidae
Product: dual specificity protein phosphatase 26
Exons: 4
Coding region: 342-938 (198 amino acids)
Biological process (GO): negative regulation of MAPK cascade; protein dephosphorylation
Cellular component (GO): cytoplasm
Molecular function (GO): protein tyrosine/serine/threonine phosphatase activity; MAP kinase phosphatase activity
Source: RefSeq, a predicted model, not a curated record